AUGAAAGUAAAAACAUUGACCAGAAAUCCUGAUGAAUAUUUAAGAGAAACAAAAAGAGAUCUCCAUAAGCAGCCAAGAAAUUAUGAUCCAUCCUUGCACCCGUACGAGGCUGCUCGUGAGUACACCCGAGCUCUGAACGCGACAAAACUAGAGCGAGUGUUUGCAAAACCGUUCGUCGGAAACUUAGACGGUCACAAAGACGGCGUGUCAAGUGUCUGUACUCAUCCAAAAUAUUUAUCAGUGUAUCUAAGCGGAGCUUGUGACGGAGAAGUAAAGAUCUGGAACUUGCCAACGCGAACAUGCCAGCGGACAAUUUUAGCCCACGAUGGAGAAGUAAAAGGCAUUACUUUCGCCAGUGAUAAAGAACAUUUUAUCACUGUUGGUAAUGACAAGUCCAUCAAGACGUGGAAGUACUCCAAGGCUGAAGAAGAAGAAGAAGAAGAAGAAGAAGCAGAUGAGCCUACCAACACAAUUUUCAGCAGAAAAAUUCUAACAGGCAUCACUCAUCACCGGAAUAAACCUUUGUUCGCAACUUGCGGAGAAAUUUGUCAAUUAUGGGAAGAAACAAGGAACGAACCUGUGAAAUCAUUCCAAUGGGGAAUUGAUGGCUUGCUGGAUGUUAAAUUCAAUCAAGUACAGACGAAUUUACUUGCUGCGUGUUCUAGCGAUCGCAGUGUAAUUCUGUAUGACACAAGAGACGUAGGACCCAUGAGAAAAGUUGUCAUGAAACUAAAAACCAAUCAACUUGCUUGGAAUCCCAUGGAAGCUUUCACAUUCACUUGUGCGAAUGAAGAUUACAAUUUGUAUACAUUCGACACUCGUCAUUUAAAAUCACCGAUAAAUGUACACCAGGACCACACCAGCGCAGUUGAUACAGUUGACUAUUCACCAACUGGUCGAGAAUUCGUAUCAGGUAGUCACGAUAAAUCAAUUCGCAUAUAUGAAGUCAAUAAAGGACACGCUCGUGAUAUUUAUCACACAAAACGAAUGCAGAAAUUGAAAUGUGUCUCCUGGUCUCUCGACAAUAAAUAUAUUAUUAGUGGUAGUGAUGAAACUAAUAUCCGGGUAUGGAAAGCUCGGGCCUCGGAAAAAUUGGGAGUGCUGAAGCCUAGGGAAAGGAUGGCUUUGAAUUAUAGUUCUGCGUUGAUUAAUAAAUUCGCAGCGCAUCCACAAAUUCGUAGGAUUGCGCGUCACAGACAAAUACCCAAACAUAUUUAUAAUGCGCAGGCUGAAUUACGGACUAUUCGGGAGAAACAGAAGAAAAAAGAAUCAAAUCGUCGUGCUCAUUCACGUCCUGGAACUGUUCCAUUUGUAUCAGAGAGAUCGAAGCAUGUUGUCCGAGAAGAAACAUAA
Molecule: messenger RNA, 1353 nt
Organism: Cotesia congregata
Lineage: Eukaryota; Metazoa; Arthropoda; Insecta; Hymenoptera; Braconidae
Source: the annotation of a GenBank genome assembly